Scedosporium apiospermum is the source of this 2358-nucleotide messenger RNA. RefSeq names its product 6-phosphofructokinase. The record is from RefSeq and is a predicted model, not a curated record. Gene Ontology annotation, cellular component: 6-phosphofructokinase complex; mitochondrion; cytoplasm. Gene Ontology annotation, molecular function: monosaccharide binding; fructose-6-phosphate binding; 6-phosphofructokinase activity. The transcript is spliced from 2 exons. Gene Ontology annotation, biological process: fructose 1,6-bisphosphate metabolic process; fructose 6-phosphate metabolic process; canonical glycolysis. Bases 1 to 2358 code for a protein of 785 amino acids. Lineage: Eukaryota; Fungi; Ascomycota; Sordariomycetes; Microascales; Microascaceae.
AUGGCCGAACCCCAUAAGAAGAGAAUAGCCGUCAUGACCUCGGGAGGCGACUCCCCAGGCAUGUGCGGCGUCGUCCGCGCUGUCGUCCGCAUGGCGAUCCACCUCAACUGCGACGCGUACUGUGUCUACGAAGGUUACGAAGGCCUCGUACAGGGUGGCAAGUUCAUACGGCAGAUGCAGUGGCAUGAAGUUCGAGGCUGGCUCUCGGAAGGUGGUACCCUCAUCGGUACUGCCCGCUGCAAGGCCUUCUUCGAGCGAGAGGGCCGACUUGUUGCUGCCAAAAACAUGAUUCUGAACGGCAUUGAUGCCCUCAUCAUCUGUGGUGGUGAUGGUUCCCUUACAGGUGCCGAUAAAUUCCGAUCCGAGUGGCCCAGCCUCAUCGAGGAGCUUGUCCAGACAGGUCAAUUCACCCAGGAACAGGUCGACCCUUUCAAGCACCUCAAUAUUGUCGGCAUUGUCGGUUCCAUUGAUAAUGAUAUGUCAGGUACCGAUGCCACCAUUGGCGCCUACUCGGCUCUUUCCCGAAUUUGCGAGAUGGUCGACUACAUCGAGGCCACCGCUUACUCUCACUCUCGUGCUUUCGUCAUUGAGGUUAUGGGCCGACACUGUGGUUGGCUCGCCCUCAUGGCAGGUGUUGCCACUGGUGCGGAUUUCAUCUUUAUCCCUGAGCGACCCAGGGGUGAUGACUGGCAGAGCGAAAUGUGCGAUAUCAUCAGGAGGCAUCGAAAGCUCGGCAAGAGGAAGACAAUCGUCAUUAUCGCCGAAGGAGCCCUCGACGCGCAGGGUGAGAAGAUUACUCCGGAGAUGGUCAAGGACCUCCUGGCCGACAAGAACGGAUUGGCCCUGGACACACGCAUCACCACACUUGGUCACGUUCAACGUGGUGGAACCGCUGUCUCAUACGACCGCAUGCUUGCCACGCUCCAGGGUGUUGAGGCUGUCAAGGCCGUGCUCGAUGCCACACCAGAGACGCCGACUUGUUUCAUCGCUAUCAACGAGAAUAAGAUCGUGCGAAAGAACUUGAUGGAGGCAGUCAAGGACACAAAGGAAGUUGCAGCCGCUGUCCAGGCCAAGGACUUUGAUAGGGCCAUGAGUCUUCGUGACCAUGAGUUCUUGGACCAGUACAAGUCGUAUAUGAUGACCACCAAUGUCCACAUGGAUGAUGGUGAGAAAGUCCCGGAAAUACAGAGGAUGAAGAUUGCCUUCAUCAAUGUUGGUGCUCCUGCUGGAGCUAUGAAUGCGGCUAUACGUGCCGGUGUGGCUUACUGUAUCUCCCGAGGCCAUGAACCCAUUGCUAUCCAUAACGGGUUUGCAGGAUUCGCUCGGCACCACGGCGAUAAGCCCAUCGGCGCUGUCCGCUCGUUCGAUUGGCUCGAGGUCGACAGCUGGGCAAGCAAGGGUGGUUCUGAGAUCGGGACGAACCGAGAGCUUCCGGCCGAUUCGGGAAUGGAGACGAUUGCGAACCUCAUUGAGCAGUACCGCUUCGACGCCCUCUUCCUCAUCGGUGGCUUCGAGGCAUUCCAUGCCGUCUCUCAGCUUCGUGCGGCCCGUGACGAGUACCCUUCUCUGUGCAUCCCCAUGUGCAUCUUGCCCGCUACCAUCUCCAACAACGUUCCCGGAACCGAGUACUCCCUUGGAUCUGAUACUUGUCUGAAUGAAUUGGUCAACUACUGCGACAAGAUUAAGCAAUCUGCUUCGGCCACGCGGCGUCGGGUGUUUGUUAUCGAGACGCAGGGUGGCAAGUCGGGUUACGUCGCUACGCUUGCGGGUCUUACCGUCGGCGCGUCAGCAGUCUACACGCCCGAGGAGGGUAUCUCACUUGACAUGCUUGCGGCCGAUGUCAAGCACCUCAAGGAGGUCUUUAAGAAGGACCGUGGCCAGUCUCGCGCUGGCCGACUUCUCCUGGUCAACGAGAAAGCUAGCAAGGUGUACACGGCCAAGCUGAUUGCGGACAUUAUCCGAGAGGAGGCCAACGAGCGGUUCGAGAGUCGAGACAGCAUUCCCGGCCACGUGCAGCAGGGCGGUGUCCCGUCGCCCAUCGACCGUUGCCGCGCGGUCCGUCUUGCCAUCAAGUGCAUCGAACACCUGGAAUCGUUCGGUCGUCGUGCGCAGAACAAGGUCAAGCAUGACCCUUACAGCACCGUCGUUAUUGGCAUCAGGGGUGCGAGUGUCGUCUUUACACCCGUGGCUGAACUCGAGGAGACGGACACAGACUGGCCCAACCGCAGGCCCAUUACGUCCCACUGGGCCGGGCUCAAGGACAUUGUCGAUGUCCUAGGCGGUCGCAACCCUUACCCCAAGCCUGAGCAUAAGCUUACGGGUCUCAAAGCGAAGGAUACGAAAAGGGGCCUUAGGUAA